GCGACCGAGAGCGGAGAUUUCCACUCAACUGGCGCCGUGCCAUUGCAAAGGCGAGAGUGCAACAAGAGCGGCAAUAGUGCGCGGGUAUCUGUAUGGUGGUGUGGAAUGAGAGAGAUUUGUGUGAUGUGUCGUUAGGUCGAAACGGUCGAGUCGAGUCGGGUCGGGUCGUGUACCUUUUGCCACAAAUGUUUUGCCAGUCAGGCUAGGCUGACUGAGAUUUUGCUGCUCCGCAUGACGCGCAUUUCCAUCGAAGAUACCGAAAUACACUAGUGGAAAAAUUACUUGAGAGAUGAAUCUUUAAAGUUCAGCACUUUUCUAAAUUCGUAUUACUUCGUGUGUGCCACCGCGAGACGAAAAAAUUAAAAAGAAAAUCAUUAUAAUUAUAGGAAAAACCACCAAGUGUCAAAUGAGUGAAGCGUGAAAAAUGUUCCAAGAAUAUAAUCACAGAAAUCUGAAAUAAAUUACGAGCUGCAGAUAAUAUUUCCCGCCCAAAGGAAAUUAAACGAAAAUUCAAAUAAAAUAUAAAUUCAAAGAGAGAUUUCAAUCCGAAUCGAUCCGAUCGUCGUGUCGUGCGAGAGAGUGCGUGCAAAGUGUAUUCCAGCAAUUAUCCCACGUGUUCCGAUCCGGCCGCCAAAAUUAUUACGCACAAUUCCCUGAGCGUGUACGGCGGCGGCGUCAUGUGCGCCUCCCCGUCCACGGCUCCCGGUUUCUUCAAUCCGCGGCCCCAGUCCGGAGCCGAGCUCUCGGCCUUCGAUCUGGGACUGUCCCGGUCGAUGGGGCUGGGCGUGCCGCCACAUACGCCCUGGCACGACCCCAAUCUGGGCAGCCACCUCCAUGCCACAUCGGCGGGUCCGGGCGGUUCGCUGGCCGGCACCACCGGCACCAGCACCGGCGGCGGUGGGACCACACCCAGCAGCGUGGCCAGCCAACAGUCGGCGGUGAUCAAGCAGGAUCUCUCCGGCCUGUCCUCAUCCACGGCGAACCACAACCAAAGCUCCCAUCACGGCAUCAAGGAGGAUCUCUCCAGCCUGCCCAGCGCCAACGGAGGCUCCUCGUCGGGCCAUCAUUCCAGUGGCGUGCAGUCGGGCCAUGGCCCCGAUAUGCUGCCCAUCAUCAAGGGCCAGCCCGCCAGCUGCGGUGGAGGAGGGGGUGGGGGCAGUGGCGGCGGAGGCGGAGGCGGCAGCACCACUCCCAGUUCCCAGGCCAACAGCUCCCACUCGCAGAGCAGCAACAGUGGCUCCCAGAUCGACUCUAAGCAGAACAUCGAGUGCGUUGUGUGCGGCGACAAGAGCUCCGGCAAGCACUACGGACAAUUUACCUGUGAAGGCUGCAAAUCAUUCUUCAAACGCUCUGUGCGACGCAAUCUCACCUACUCGUGUCGCGGCAGUCGAAACUGUCCCAUAGAUCAACAUCAUCGCAAUCAAUGUCAAUAUUGCCGAUUGAAAAAGUGUCUCAAAAUGGGCAUGAGACGCGAAGCUGUUCAACGGGGACGCGUACCACCCACACAGCCUGGUCUGGCAGGCAUGCAUGGCCAGUACCAGAUCGCCAAUGGAGAUCCCAUGGGCAUUGCCGGCUUCAAUGGUCACUCGUACCUCAGUUCCUACAUCUCGCUGCUGCUGCGAGCGGAGCCAUAUCCCACGUCCCGCUACGGCCAGUGCAUGCAACCGAACAACAUUAUGGGCAUCGACAAUAUCUGCGAGCUGGCCGCGAGGCUGCUCUUCUCCGCCGUCGAAUGGGCCAAGAAUAUACCCUUCUUCCCCGAGCUGCAGGUCACCGACCAGGUGGCCCUGCUCCGCCUAGUCUGGUCGGAGCUGUUUGUGCUGAAUGCCAGCCAGUGCUCGAUGCCACUGCAUGUGGCACCACUGCUGGCGGCGGCGGGUCUGCACGCCUCUCCCAUGGCAGCGGAUCGGGUGGUGGCCUUCAUGGACCACAUACGCAUCUUCCAGGAGCAGGUGGAGAAGCUGAAGGCGCUGCAUGUGGACUCUGCCGAGUACUCCUGCCUCAAGGCGAUCGUUCUGUUCACCACCGGUAAGUUGCUGGACAUCCUCUACAAGGAUGUGCCCGCACUGCUAACGAAAGUUUCAGCACUGCUCGGAAAGCCGUCGAGCUCCUCCACCAACGACGAUAUCCUCAAUAUAGUGCGUGACCAUCUCGAUGAUCUGAAUCGCCAGGAGAUGGAGUCGCAGGCUCCCACCCAGGCGCCCAUCCACUUGGCGGCUUUCAUGAAGAGUGUGGCCGGCGUUGAGGCUGCAGUGCAGCAGGCGGAGCAGCACCAACAGCAGCAGCAGGUGCAGCAGCAACAGCAGUUGCAGGCUGAGAGCAAACCCUCUCCCAUCUGUUCCUCUGCGGCUGUGGUGCCCUCCGCCGGCAGUGCCUUCAGCAGCUGCGCCAGGUCCACUGCCAGUGCCUCUGAGAUGGAUCUCCUGGCCAGUCUAUAUGCCCAGGCACAGGGUGCGACCUCGAAUGGGGACUCUUCCGGCCACAAUAACAGCAGCGGUCUGGGGUCCUCGCUUCCUACUCAAUCGCAAAGCGGUUCGUCGUCCCUCAACCUAACCGCCUCGCCGCUGAGUACUUCGCUGGCCCCCGUCCCUGCCCCAGUUGCAGCCCCCAUCUCCGUGUCCGCUCCUUCCUCUCUUUCAAUCCCCACUUCGGUGGCUGCCACCACCACGGCCGCCUCUUCGCUGGGUGGAGCCUAUCAGACGUCGUCCGCUGCGGCGGCGGCUGCUGCCAUGUUCCACUAUCAGACGCCGCCGCGUACCCCCUUCGGAUCGGCCUUCGAUAUGUUCCAUCACAGCACGCCCUUCGGGGUGGGGGUGGGGGGUAUGGCACAUGGCCAUGGCAGCGGAUCCUUCGGUAGUCCCACCUAUAGGUAUUCUCCCUAUAGCCUGGCGGGCAGUAGAUGGCAGUUGUAGGCCGUUGUUUGUCGCUAGAAUCUCAUCCCGCCUCAGUCGUAUAGCUCUACCUGUAAAUGUAUCUGUAUCCAUGUCUAUAGCUAGUAUAGCACAUACGUGUAUCUAAAGCUACUUUAGUCGCUAUCUAAGUAUUUAUUGCCUUACACUAAGUCUAAAUUAUUAUAGCCGUAAUCCUUAGCCUAGAAUCGUUAUUGCCAAAAAUACGCAUACAAAGAAUCGAUGAAAGUUUGGAGUAAAAAUGAAGAAAGAAAAUCCUCAGAAUAUAUAUAAAGCUGUUGCUGUUAAACCAAAAAAUCUAAUCCUGGCUUGUGUUUUUACUCGUUUAUUUCGUUACUAAUUUUUUAAAUCGCUUGUUGAAUAAUUUUAAAAGUAUUCACUAACAAUGAUUAUAUCCUGACUAACAUUCCUAACUCUAACAUUGGUAUCUUGAAAAUCUGCUAAGCCUGAAGACUACUUCAAAGUACAAAUAUUUGUCUCCCAAAUAAGUGGGGAGUUAUAGAUGUUGAAGUAAACAAAAUAUUUCUAUAAUAUUUUUGAACAAUACUCAUAGAUGUUAUAAAAAACCAAUUUAUCAAAGUUCAAGCAAUUAUUUCAUAUCUUCAAUCUGGAUUGAUGGUGAAAUCUGUUCAUGAUACAAGAUUGAAGUUUGACAUAAUUAAUGUUGAGCUAAAAUUCGUUAAUGAAUCACUAUGAUCAAUUAGUUUUAGUUUCAAUAACUAAAAUUUGAUUAUUCCUACCUUUUAUUGGAAUAUGAAGCAUUUGAAACUAAAAUAAUUUGAUCAUGGUCAAACAUAUAUAUCCAAAACUUCAAUAGAAAUUUCUAGAAAAAUAUUUUGACCAUCCAAAAGUUUUGUAUAUCAAUAUCAUUACACAAUCAACAGCCACAUUUUCAAAUACAUAUUCAAAGAAUUUGUAUCUUUCUGAAUCAGUUUAUUUAGAAAUAUACGAAGAAGAAAAUCAGUCUUUAAAAAAUAUAUACAAUAUAUACAACGAUUGUCCUACAAGGUCCCGAAUUUUGUGGAUGAACUUUGUAGAACUUUCAUUAUUGAUCCAACAAUUUUUAGAAAAGUAUAUCCACGACUUCAAAUUCGUUAACGCUAUAAAUAGUUGAAAAAAAAAUUAAAACUUUUUCUCAAAAACGGCAAAUGGUAAAGCAAAAAUUAACCAAAAAAUAACCAAUCUAUUAUCUCGAAAACUUAAAAUGAUGAACACUCUCUGAUUAAGUUUUCGAGACAAUCAAAUAUUAUUCCCAGGUAAAGGCUUUAAUUUUUCUUUCAUUUAUUCACCUUUUCUUUCAGCACAUGGAAAGCUUUAAAUUUGGUUGAUUUUUAAAUCGCUAAAAAACCUAUAAUUUGAACAAAAUUUGCAGUUUUCCUUUCUCCACACAUUCAUUUAUUUAUUACUAAUUUUUACACAUUUUUAUUUCCUUUUUUUUUAACAAAAAGCUUGACUCAAAAUUUAAUCUCAUCCGCACGUGGCUACAGAACUCUGGACUUUGGGAUUGCACACACAAAUGCACAUCUAACACGCACUCAAACACACACACACACAUAUACACACAUAAAUCACAGCCACUAAUAUGUGAAUACUUAAACAAUAUAUUUCCUAAGAUUAUAAGUAUAUAUAUUUAGGUUCCACGUGAUAAAUAAAUCAUUGAUGUUUCGUAUGCAAAUAGAAAGAACAGACAACUUUUUUUUGAGUCUAAGUUAAGUUUAAGUUAAGUUUAAGAUAAGUUUAUUUCUAAGUUAAGGUUUUUACGGGUAAAAAUUCAAAAAAUGCAAAACUUUAUAGCAUUUCGCGCACUGAAUCGAUGUAAUGUGGCACAAAAACUACUAAACUUUGUACGAUUUUACGAUCUUCCCCAAAGUUAAACAAUUUUCCUCAUCGAAAAGAUGAGAAAACGAACUAUUACCUUGAUAUAACUAAGUUCAAAGAUACCUAAAAUAGUUUUCAAAGUCUUUUUUUUACAAGUAAAGUGAAAUUUGGCUUAGGUCUGAACCUCUCCCAUGUGCACCCUCCUUUAUGCCAGCACUCCUUUCUCGUGUCAUGUCAACCAGCUGUCGAGGGGCACGUCGCAAAUGUUUUUUCCUCUAAACUGAUCCGAACCGAUCCUCCUCUUAGGCCCCUCUCUUCCACUGUUUUCGUGGCGACGUUUAUUGACGUCGCGAUACCACAUUAUGAACAUUAAUACAACACUCGUUUAUGUCGCUUACUUACAAGCCAAACUCUAACUCCAACUGCAACUCCAGCUCCAACUCCAACUCCAAUCCCGACCCGAUCCGACCAGUGGACCAUGUCCAAGCCUUGGCCAAAACUUGCAAUGAAAAUAAUUUUUACAAUUUCCACAAAACGCUGUGUGUGUCGCUAGGCCAAAGCUCUGCAUCUGCCUCUGCCUCUGCCGCUGCCGCUGCCGCUGCCACUGCCCCUCCUCCUUCUCCACCAUCAUCUCCUCUAUGAGGGGGCGUGUGUGGCAUGGAGUUUGCUCGUUCGUGGACUCGUGGACCCAUGGACCGACCCGACCAGCGCGCUGGUGCCCAUGGUCUGGGACCGAGUUGCAGGCCGCAAUUGCAUUUGAAUUGGCUGCAUGAGUCCAUAAACUGCAGCCGAUCAAUCGCUGCGUCGUCGUCCCCAUCGUUUUCGACUCUUUCUUUGCAGAUUGUGGGAGACGAGACACGAUCGCGGUAGUAAAAUACCGGGUAUAGACUUACUAGAUCUUCUGCUGCUGCAGCACAUUGACGACAUGUCUUCUGCGGCUCUGAUCCUAUGGCUGUGUGGCUGUGUGGCUGUGUGGCUGUGGCAUGGUUACCCAUGGUGCAUCUUCCAUGGCCAGGGCUCGGCCUCUGGCUCCGUCUUCCCCCCUUCUGAUUGCUGUCGUUUGUUGCAGUUGUUAAGAGUUGUAGCUUUCAUGUCUUGGCCACACUUUUUGACCAACAUUCUGUGUGCUUGCGCUUUUGGAUGUGGCUCUGGAUCUGGCUGUGGCUGUGUCUGUGUCUGCGGCUGCUCAAAUCGUUUUGUGGCGCUCAUUGAUCGCUUGCGCUACUUUUUCCCUGAAAAUUGCCAGAGACGUGCCUUGUGGCAUAGGCUCGCUCCCCUUCUUGUAAUUAACAGUUUGAGUCGAGAGGCAGACGGUCUCGUUGAUUAGAAUCAUUAAGGGCGCGUUUCGAUAUUAGCUUUGCUUUGGGAGUCAAAGUUUGCUCAAGAUUUAGAUGCCGUUGAUAGAGGGCAGGCCUCCUCGCUCGCUUGUCUCUACACAGCUGACCCCACAUGACCCCUCGAUCCUUAUUAAAACUAAAUAAAGCUAUAACUGUUUUUGCGGCCAGGCCAGGUCCAGACACGAACUUUUGGUCCGCCAGAACUGGUGCCGCCAUAAAGAACACAAAAUCUAAUAAAAUAUAAUGCAGCAAUUCAUAAUUUUGUUAAACAGCGUCGUUUCCCCCUCCCAUAUCAUCCUUGUGCCUGUGUGGCUGUAUGCUUUUCCGAUAUGUAGAGUCGUCUGGUGGCUUGGUCCAACUACUUUACGGUCAUUAUGCAUUUAAAACACGCGGUCACGAUCUCUGCCUCCCUCCCCUCCCCUAUAUAUAUCACCGUCUGCGUCCGCGCUGCUGAGUUAGUAACUGCGACGAGUCGAAACCCGAAAACCAAAGCCCAAAACCAAAAACCAAAUACAAAUCGAAGCCAAAAAACUCGUAGGGUACAUAACUACAAGGCAGGAAAACGGUUUAACAAAGACUCCGGAGUCGAAGGUAGAGAGCCACAGCCACAGCGAGAGCCAAGAGGAAAAAGACAGAAAACCACAGCUUUGGGGGGUCGAAGAAUCAAAUACCCACGAAAAUCAAUCGUUCUAAUGUUAAAUAUACCUUGGAUU
Messenger RNA from Drosophila miranda, 6777 nucleotides. It is a transcript of the gene svp, whose product is annotated as steroid receptor seven-up, isoforms B/C. Gene Ontology annotation, biological process: anatomical structure development; regulation of transcription by RNA polymerase II; cell differentiation. The record is from RefSeq and is a predicted model, not a curated record. The transcript has 3 exons. NCBI's taxonomy places the organism in Eukaryota, Metazoa, Arthropoda, Insecta, Diptera, Drosophilidae. Bases 678 to 2912 code for a protein of 744 amino acids. Gene Ontology annotation, molecular function: RNA polymerase II cis-regulatory region sequence-specific DNA binding; nuclear receptor activity; zinc ion binding.